This is a messenger RNA of Phytophthora sojae, 1692 nucleotides long. RefSeq lists its product as hypothetical. NCBI's taxonomy places the organism in Eukaryota, Oomycota, Peronosporomycetes, Peronosporales, Peronosporaceae. The transcript has a single exon. The record is from RefSeq and is a predicted model, not a curated record. Bases 1 to 1692 code for a protein of 563 amino acids.
AUGGUGCAGCACCUGACCGACCGCGUCUCCGUCGAGAGUCUCACGAAGCUCAAGCCCGAGGACGCCUCGACGUACCCGUCAGGCUAUGGCGAGCUCAAGUCCCCCGUCGACCAGAUCCAGCGCGAAGACGGCAGCCUGCGUCCGGCCAAUGGCUCCGUGUCCGCUUACAGCUGGGAGAACCUGGGCAUGCUGACGCACAUUGCGGCCGUCGGGACAGUCUACGGCACGGUGAGCGGCGUCAUCUAUUCCGUGCUCAACAACUACCUGCACGUCUCAACGACGCUGGUCGCAACGGCCACUGCUCUCGUGACGUUCCCUCGCGCGCUUCGGAUCUUCACGGGGAUGUUGACGGACACCUGCCCGAUCUUCGGAUACCGCCGUCGGCCCUACAUGAUCAUCGGUUGGUCGCUGUCCUUCGUCUCGUGUCUGCUGAUGGCGGUGCUGCCUCUGGGAGACCCCUACUACGGCGAUGCAUCGCUGUCCGACAUCGCGUUGGUCGACAUGACGCCCGAUCAGCUCGCUACCCUCAACACCGACGCCCCAAGCCGCGGUGUCAAGCUCAUCAUCCUCAUGAUGAUCGCGAAUUUCGGCUCCGUCAUGGCGUACAGCGGCUUCAACGGAGCGCUGAUGGACGCCUCGCAGCGCGAGCCGGAGGCCACGCGCGGUACGCUCAUCGGCGACGUCAUUGUGAUCCACUACGUGUUCAUGGUCGUGUCCUCCUUCAUGACGGGGAUCGGCCUCAAUGGCGAGGACUACGGCGGUACCUUCUCGUGGACGAUGGGCUUCAACGCCGUCAUGUGGGUCUGCGCGGCGGCGUCGUUCCUCACGAUCCCGUUCUCGUGGUACUGCAUCCAGGAGGUGAAGAACGAGCGCGCUCAGAUGCCGAUCCUCCCAUUCCUCUACGACGUCUUCCAGCAGGAGGUCAUCUACCGCUACUCUGCCUUCCGGUUCUGCUUCAGCGUCUUCUCGCAGAUCACGGUGACGGCGUCCAGCGCGAUUCAAAGCGACUGGGCCAAGGUGGAGCCGCUCAACUCGGGCAUCGCCAGCAUGCUCACCGCCUUCCUGACGAUCAGCGGCACCUAUUUGAUCAAGAAGCGCGGCCUGCAGUGGAAUUGGCGCUACAUCAUCAUCGUCUGCGAGGUCUGCGUCGUGUGCAUCGAUGCCAUUCCGACGUUGCUGACGAUUUGGGACGUCUACCGCAGCCAGUGGUUCUGGCUCGGUGUCCCGCUUGUGGGCGAGGUGCCGUUUGCUGCGGCCGACUACGUGGCUCAGCUCUUGAUCCUCGAGAUCGGGAACCAAAAGGGCUUCGAGGCCACACUUCUGGGUCUCGGAGUGACUACGGAGUCCGUCGGGACCCCGUUCGCGACUGUCAUCACCAAGACGGUGGACGGAUACUUUGACAUCGAGCGCACCUUCAUCGAGCAGGACAGCCACUACGUGCGGUCGCAAGUCACCUACACGUACCUCAUCGCGUACGCGUUCAACCUGCUGUCUAUCGCCGCCGUGUUCUGGCUCCCCAAGCAGAAGGAUGAGGUGCACGAGAUGCAGCAGACGAACCGCAAGAGCAAAUUCUGGGGGGUCCUCACCAUGAGCUACCUCAUCUUCUCGCUGGCGUGGACGCUCAUGACCAACGUCUUGAGCCUCUUCGACUCCACCAGCUGCCUGCGCAUCGCCGGCGGCAGCGGAUGCUAA